GCCGCACGCGUCCACAGGCGCUCUGGGAACACUCAAGGACACGGAGGUUCAGUCGCCGAAACUGUUAUACAGAGUUGUGCGAGAGUAUAUUGAGCUGACGGAGCUGUGCGAGGAUAUAUCUUACGAUAUAUUGAGCUGAUAUCAAAGUUAAGAAGUGAGCACUUUGUCUCAUUGUCAUUUAAUAUGUAAUGCAACUUUAUAGUGACUGACACAACGUACUGUAACUAAACAUUUGAAAUGUUGCUCUUAAGGCAGUUAGUGACUCUCGUGGUGGUGAUUGGUGUCGCAUCGUCAUCCAUUAAAUCUACGACUACAUCCUCUGCGACCGUACCCUCAUCUACGACCGAGGUGCCCGCUACUACUACUAGCGAUGCGCUUACUACCAACUAUUCGGUCGGAAAUAUCACCGAAUUCCCGACCACCUCAUCGCCAGCCUCUCUCUCCGAGGAGACAACGGUAGUGCAGGAGCCUGAGGCUACCCACGUGUUAACCAGCUCUUCUGUAGGAGAAGUGGAGACUCCUGCCGUUGUACAGGAGGUCGGCGACGACUGGUCCUAUGAUGAAGAACAUGUAGAGACAACGACUGAAUUCGACUACGAACUGCACUCCCUAGACGACGAUGACUAUGCAUUGUACUCACUGAAUGACACGGAACCUCCCACGCUGGCCGAGUUCCGAGCCAACGUUCCGGAACCGAUUCAUUCUCAGAAGGACGUUAUUGUCAAUAAAGAUAAUUUAUUGCCCAUUCUGAUGACUGUAGUACAGGCUUAUACCCACAAAGAGAACCCGACCUACUCAGACCUCCUGAAGGCCGGUGGAAUCAGUGCCUUUAAGACCAGCCUCAAGUACCUAGGAGACGAAAAGCUGGCCAAAGGCCUUCUCACUCUCACGAAGAAGUUGACAGACGUCUUCAACGACGAGGAUCUUAGCAGCGACGAUUCCUCCAAGAUUCUCAGUGAACUGGCCGAGGACUACCUCUCAAAUCACCGCUUCAAGUUAGUGCUUCCAGAGAGCGUGUUGCUGCACGAGGAGGAGAUGGAGGAGUUCAUGACGCAGAAGGCCCUGUCGGAGCUGCAAGGGAGGUCGGCCACCUCCGAGACCGAGCUGAGUGUGGCCAUGCCCCGCCAAGACCCCGCCAUCACCUCCGUCAUAUCAUUUGGUCCUAUGUCAUGGCUGGCUGUCCUCGGAGGGCUUAUUUCCAUCCCAUACUUUUGGUCGGGUUCGUCGACCGUAGCGAGAGCGGACAACCCAACAGUUCGACCCCAGCCUAAUUUCCGGCCCCCUGGUCUGCCUCACUUCCGCCCUCAGCAUCUGAGGAGAGACGAGAAUGAGAAGCCCCCUCAGCACCAGCAGCUUGACCACCAGGACGUCGAGUACCAGAAGAACUACGCCCAGUGGUACCACCAAUGGUACCUUCGAUACAAGGAUUAUUACGACAAACAUUACCCUUAUCAAUCCCAGUCUCGAAACAAAGGUGUUUCCCAACAAAGGAAUCCUGCAGGUAAUUUCCUGCAGCCGCCUCCCGCAGGGGGACCACAGGGGGCUCCUCCUGCCGGUGGGCCUAAGCUAGUUGAAGGCAAUGGGCCGCCCUUGAACCCUCAACCACCGCAGCAGAAGCGUCCCUUGCAAGACUCCCAGAAGCCUCGACAGCAACAGAAGCCCCGACAACAACUUCGGAAACCUCAGGGUCAGAAGCAACCUCUAAAACGCCCCAGGAUUCAGUCGCAGCCUCCCCCGCGUCAACAACGUCUCCCUGUAGGACCGGUUGAUAUUCAGGCCCAGGAGUCUAGUCUUUCAGAAACCAUUGCUCUUGGCGCAUCAGGUGACAAGUCCAACACAUUUGGGACCUUCCAGAAUGAAGGCAAUAGAGGAGGAACCCACUUCAAGGUCUUCAAUGGACCGCAAGGUGUGGCCACUGCUACUGUAAAUCCAAUCUUCAAAGUACCAAGUCCCCAGCCUGUGUAUGUUCAUACCACACAGAGUACACUUAUCAACACAGAGAGAGGUUUCAAGCCCAUCAUCAAACAGGAUUCUCCUGUCGAUGAUGCUACUGUAAAGAGACCGGCGGCGGGCGACUCUGCACCAGUACCAAAAGAAACCAAGCUAGGAUUUAGACCUGCUAAGCACGAGACCGUAUUACCGAAAAACAAGCCAACCCCGACCCCUAAGUCUAAGCCAGCAGUUGGGUUGGCACAUCAGACAAACUCAGGAGGAUUUAAACCUAUUAACGUUCCCGGUGAGGCCUCCAUAAUCAAGUUAGAACCUGAGACGUCCACGCGCCAGAUUUCUUUAGUCACAUCUGGAGUGUUCAACACGAGUCCGUCACCGAACCCCACCACCACCCCGCAGCCGGCCGUGUUCUUCAGGACGGCCACAGCCAAGUCCGUGCGGGUGGUGACCUCCACGUCCAUCGGUCACGGCCGACCGGAACCCCUUCCGGAGCUGAACCGCCCUCAGCGUCACCAGAACUCACAAUCACCUACACAGGAACUUAAUCAUCCGGAGAAGGCCGAGGCUCUGGUGGCCGCAGCUCCUCAAGCUCCUGGGCCCCAGAUCAUCAAGGCAGAGCCAGAAUACACCUCUCACAACGUUGGAUUCGUUCGCACCAACAUCCCUACACACAUCAAGGUCGUCGAACACCGCCCGGCCCAGGGAUUUGGGUUGACAAGCAAGGCUUCGACACCUAGUUCGGACGUCCCCGUGUACGCGCUCGACCCCUUCUAUGGCUCCAGGUUGUCACGGAUCGACGUCAUCUUCCACCAGUUGAAGCUGGAGGAUGAAGGAUGCCGCGAACAGGUUGUCUGUAAUAUCUACAAGAACCCUGAUGCCUACACCCCGUACAGUGACUUCCUCUCCAGACAACUGACAGUGACGCUGGAGCAACUGCAAAGACCGAAGGUGUCGGAUGAGAGGAUCCUGAGGUUCUUCCGAUACCUCAAGUCUGCGCGGGAGGGCCAAGACGGGUCGGACUGUGGGGUCAAGUACCCCGAGUGCCACAUUGACACACUCUCUCUCUCUCUCAAACCUAUAGUCAACGCCUUCCAAAAGGUCUCGCUGCUCAUGGAUGCUGCAUCUAGUUAAAACUCUUCCUCCUUACAUCAGUUUUGCUCUCUGGUAUUCAGUUCAUGUCGCCAGAUCGCGAUCGCUCGCGAUCUGCGAGGCAUAUCGCAGCUCAAGGGACGGGGGAUUGUAAAGUUACAUUGAAAUGGACUGUCGCACCAUUACUAGGAGACUCACUUCCUUUGCUAGGUGUCUCACUGGGGCAAAAUGGGAGAGUACCUUGUAGCACAAACUAAGACCGGGUAUGUAGAUUCUUAAUUCCUUAAGUGUGUUUACUGCUAAAGCUCAGCCUCUAAUUUUGCCAACAAAAAACUGAUACGUUAAGGGACUAUCAGAUCGUGAAAUAAACCAUACCCAAAACGAGGGUUUGGACUAAACUUGACCAAGAGGGCAAUUAGAAUGACAGCGUACAUCAAAAUUGAGGUUACAUUUUUAGACAACUUUUUUUUUUAUUUGUUCUCUUCGCGUAAAAACCUGUUGUAGCUCCUCCCACAUUGACCUGCGAAUGAAUGCCAGCCUUUCAGGAGUUGCCAUUCUUCUUCUUUUCAUUGCGACAAAAUCACUUAGAGCAGCGAUUGAUAGGAUCCAGACGGAUAGGGAGACAACAUAGCUAAAGCCACGUCCCAUCCCUGUAUCACCGGAAAGUCUCGCCGGAAGAUCUCACCGGAAGAUCUCACCCGAAAGAUCUGGUCGGAAGGUCCCUACAGGAGGCACGUAAGAGAAAUCUUGAAGUUCAUUUGCCCUCUAGCGGAGAAAGUAGAGGCUCCUCCUCAUACCCAGAUCCACAAACCAGCUUUCAUAACAUUUCUAAAUAUAGCACAAAUUGAUAUCGUUUUCAAAUGCAUGAGAUAUGAGAAUGUAAAGACACGAAGCUCAUAUGUUCCUACCACUAAAAUAGUAUCUCGUAGAAAUUCUUGUAUAAAACAGCAGGAGUUUUUUGUUUAUAAUGUGGUGGUCUGAGAGCCCGCUAUGUCAGUAGUGUGUCUGGGAGCGUCGCUUGACCCACAUCCGCCACCACUCACCAAACCUGUUUGGAACGACAUUGUCUUCACUCGACUACGAGUUUUGUCCAUAUUUUGACUCGAACCAUUUUUUUUUUUUGAGGAGUGGGUUAGAGGGGGGUAUAUUUACAUGACUUUUGGUUUGUGCUACAUGGUGCUCACGGGGGUAUAUUUUUUUGGAAUUAAGGUCAAGAGCAUUAUAUUAAACUCAGUAGUGAGUAUAUUCUUCAUUCACAUAUUCUCCUCCUCGUUUUGUCAUGUAUGCCUCACAGUUUCACGGGUCGUAAUGCUGAAUGAGAGUGGGUUUUUUUCAUAAGUAUUAUUCCACUUAACGUGAGGAUAAGAAUAAGGUCAUUCACAAUUUAAUGUUGCCCAGAUCAUUGAUGGAUGUGGGUUUAAGUGCUGCCACGGCACUUGGCCUCAUAUUAUGUCACUUUACUCAGCCACUUACGCAUGCAGCUUUGCGUAGCAUUAUUUAUACGGCACAAUGUGCAGCAACAUACGUAUUGCAUUUUGCACAUAUGUAGGGAACUUUGUGCAACCACAUACGAACAACACUUGGCAACAUAAAUCUGGCACUUCCCAAAGCCACAUAUGUUUACAACAUACCCACAACCACAUAUGAAUGACUUUGAUCACUCAGGAUUCAUUAUCUCUGUCUGUCUGUCUGGCUCUCUCUGUCUGUCUCUCUCUCUCUCUCUCUCUCUCUCUCUCUCUCUCUCUCUCUCUCUCUCUCUCUCUCUCUCUCUCUCUCUCUAUGUCCUCGUGCAGAUCCGCUUGCUGUGUAUAGGUCGCUUUAUUCACCAAAACUUAGACCGAGCAAACCCUCUUUUUCAGUCACAAUUCGCUCGGUCCGCGUCGACACCCACAUUUUAAUCAUCGUCUUUGUCGUAAUUUAUUUGAAUUAUUUAUUUGUGAUAUGUUGUGUGCUCCUGAACUUUUUAUAUAAAAAAGUAGAUGUUUCAUUAAUGUUAACACUUGUUAGGGAGUUACUGUACAACAUCCAAUAAAUUAUUUAUAUUA
This is a messenger RNA of Procambarus clarkii (red swamp crayfish), 5084 nucleotides long. NCBI's taxonomy places the organism in Eukaryota, Metazoa, Arthropoda, Malacostraca, Decapoda, Cambaridae. The record is from RefSeq and is a predicted model, not a curated record.